AUGGGAAUUACUCGACCUAUUAACCGCUUCACGUUGUUGACGGCCAAUGGCGAAAGAGCUCUCCAACGUACCAACAACCAGCGGAGAGGUUUCAACAGUCUACCAUGGAGUUCCGACGAAGCCAUUGACAGUCUUGUUGUGCGCCUUCCUGAGCUUUCCGAAGAGGAGUUCCAUGCACUCACCAACGGCAUGUCGCAAGAGCAAGAAGAAGAUGAUGAACUGCUGGAAAUGAUUCAACAGAGAUCCCAGCAACUCAAUGAUGAGUUUAAAUUCGAAGUUGCCGAGUCCCUUGGUGGUAUUCGGUCGAGGAAGGAAGAGAUGUCCAAGUUUCUCUCUCGUCUGCCAAAAACCCGCCAACUGAGAGCACUCGAGAUCGCAAUAGAGACACUGGAACCAGAUGAUCAGCACCUUCGCUCUCUCAAGAACCCCACGCAACAGUGGAAACAAGAUCUUAAGGAACACAGAUGCAAGCUUGAGAGACUCGAAGAGUUCAAUCUCCAUGAGCAUUAUCCAGAGGGGAUUGCGCGACAUGGUGAUGUGAUUGUGGAAGCACUGGAGAUCCUUGAACGGGCACACGAUAUCAUGCGGUUUUCAUUAUUUGAUGGAGACCGUCCCUACAACCAACAGCACCCAAAAGAGCAAAAGGAAGCUCCGCUGGAUGAUGAUUUCUUUGCCUCCCUCUAA
This is a messenger RNA of Seminavis robusta, 684 nucleotides long. The record is from the annotation of a GenBank genome assembly. NCBI's taxonomy places the organism in Eukaryota, Bacillariophyta, Bacillariophyceae, Naviculales, Naviculaceae.